Penaeus monodon (black tiger shrimp) is the source of this 1432-nucleotide messenger RNA. RefSeq lists its product as uncharacterized. The record is from RefSeq and is a predicted model, not a curated record. The annotation marks the transcript as partial. The transcript is spliced from 5 exons. NCBI's taxonomy places the organism in Eukaryota, Metazoa, Arthropoda, Malacostraca, Decapoda, Penaeidae.
UACCCCGCAACCCACCGCCUCCUCUCUCAAUUGCAGGACGACUCCAGCUCGUGCAAGAUCCAGCUGGUGACGGUCAUGGAGGAGCUCUCGCGCAUCAAGAACCUGGAGUCGCGCGUGCACGAGCUCGAGAACGAGCGCCUCGGCCUCCAGCAGCAAGGCGACCAGCAGCAUGGUGAGCGGAGAGCGGGCGGGCGGGCCGUUCCCUCCGGUUUUCCCCGAAGCGGGGUGGGGGCGGCGCCGGCUUACUCCUCCUGCCCGACGCCCUUCGCCAUGGUGGGCGGCGAGUGCUUCUUCCUCGCCGACGAGGGGAAAAACACUCGGCGGGGAACCCGGGCCCCCCGAGGGAACCUCGCCUCCCUCAGGAGCUUCCUCGGCUCCGUGGAAGAUCCCCCUGAAUAUCUCUGGGUUGGCGGUUCGCAGCAGGACGACGGGAAAUGGGUGUGGACUUCAGGCACGCAGUCCGGCGUUCCCGUGGACAUGAGCAAGGACACGUGGAACGAGGAAGUGCCCAGCGGGAGCGGUCGUUGCAUGGGACUCUUUGGCCAGAGUUCUUACCGCGCUUACAACUACCACUGCAAGGAAAAGGAUUUCUUCGUGUGCCAAUACUACUUCUAAGAUUUCUUUUCUAUCAGUUUUAUACAAGUGGCCUCUGUCUUCAAGCGUGCUGUUUCUAUUUUUUUUUUCGGAGUGUCAAUGCCGUCACCCGCGCCACAUGUUCUGAUGGCGUUUGUUAUAUUUUUUUCCGUUUUUUUUUUCUUUCUUUCUUUCUUAUAAUUUUCCCCUCUCUCUCACGUGCAUCAGGAGAGAGAGCGAGAGGAAAGAUUGUAGAAAAGGAGAUACGUGAGCCUUUUUCAGAGAUUCAGUAUAUUACAGUGUUUUUUUCUUUCUUUCUUUCUUUCUUUCCUUUCUUUUUCUUGUUACCCUGACAUUAGAAUACGCAAGAUUAAUACUCAAUGUUUGUAGCAGCUUUAGCUUGGGUUGAUAUGCAGGCAGGCCUCCGUUAGUUCACGUGAAAUAGAUGUUUGUGAUUAGACCCGAAAAGAAUGUCUUUAGCUGUGCUUCUAGUGAUCUACGUGCCACGAAAUUGCCAAUUCUACUAGAACAUGCUUUACACUGCUCUGAAGACAAAGUAAGGCUUCAUCUCAGUGAUCAAAACGUAGUAAAGCAGCUAUACUUUAACAGACAUACACAGACGCACACGUAAGAGCACAAACACACACACACACAUACACACACACACACACGCACACACACACACACACACAAACACACACACACACACACACACACACACACACACACACACACACACACACACACACACACACACACACACACACACACACACACACACACACACACACACACACAGCGGAAUGAUCGGUUAGAAUACAAGGCAAAGAAUUGUGCAUUGUUUACGUGCUAAAAGCAA